Panthera uncia (snow leopard) is the source of this 1624-nucleotide messenger RNA. RefSeq names its product coiled-coil domain containing 34 (gene CCDC34). The transcript is spliced from 6 exons. Lineage: Eukaryota; Metazoa; Chordata; Mammalia; Carnivora; Felidae. The record is from RefSeq and is a predicted model, not a curated record. Bases 84 to 1247 code for a protein of 387 amino acids.
GAUAGGCCGGCCCGGCGCGCGCGGGGCCUGCUGGGAGAGCACGUCCCCGCCGCCACUCUGCCGGUUUGAACUUGGCGGGCCCGAUGUGGGCGGCCGGGCUGUGGGGGGCUGCUUCGCCGGCUUCCGACGCUCGGUCCUCGGCCGGCUGCAGGUCCAGGUCUCGGCCUUCCUCCGGCCCCUUCUCCGACCUCAUGGCGGGCGCCCCGGGGCAGGGGCCGGAGACGGUGACGGUCUGCUCGCCGUCGCCGCCGCUGAGCUGCAGCAAUUCCACCAUGUCACUGUUGUCUCCCCUUGGCCACCAGAGCUUCCCGUUUGACUACGACGAUGGCGACGGGGAGGAUGAGGAGGACGUGGAGGAAGAUGCUCAGGAUUCAGAAGCUAAGGUGGCGAACCUGAGAGGAGUGGAGUUACAGGGGUGCGUCAGCGGUGUGGUUGGGUCAGAAGAUAACCAAGAACAGAAACAGGUGUGCCUACCAGAAAGCCACCUGACACCAUGGGAAGUGUGGUUUGUUGGCAAAGAAAAAGAAGAACGUGACCGUCUGCAACAGAAGGCUCUGGAGGAAUUAAAUCAACAGCUAGAAAAAAGAAAAGAAAUGGAAGAACGUGAAAAAAGAAAGGCAAUUGCUGAAGAAAAGCACAAGGAAUGGGUUCAGAAGAAGAAUGAACAGAAAAAAAAAGAAAGGGAACAAAAAAUUAAUAAAGAAAUGGAGGAAAAAGCAGCAAAGGAGAUGGAGAAAGAACAUUUGCAAGAAAAGGCAAAAGAAAAAUAUCAGGAAUGGUUGAAGAAAAAAAAUGCUGAAGAAUGUGAGAAGAAGAAGAAAGAAAAGGAAAAAGAAAAACAACGGCAAGCUGAAUUACAGGAAAAAAAGGAAAUAGCAGAGAAAAAGUUUAAGGAAUGGUUGGAAAAUGCAAAAAAUAAACCUCGUCCAGCUGCAAAGGGCUAUGGUUAUGCCAACGGAAAACUUACAGGGCGGAGUACUGCGCGGCGUGUGACCCCGACACAAAACCGGUGGGCCUUCGGGCUUGCCCUUGUUGGAAAUGGCGCUGCAUGUUUUUCUUUGUGCCUCAUGUUGGAAGCUCAGGCCUUGCUGACAGCUGCCUUCACUUGUUUAAGUGAUUUAUUAUUAAAAAAUACUCCCAUUCUGUUCUGUUCACACAAUAGAACAUAUUCCAGACUUUGUUUUGACCAUCUUGGUGAAGUGUGUGUUGACAUAUCUCUGCAGUCAAAGUGGGUUGCCAGUGUCUGAACGACACAUUCCUGCUGUCAGGGUUCAGGCCUCUCCCACAUGUCAUAGAAGUCAUCCAUUACAGCUAGUAGGCACCGGGCAUGGUCUGCUCUUUUUUCUUCUUUUCCUGUCUGAAAAAAAAUAGUAAUAAGCGGUGGUUUUGACCAAAGGAUUGGAUGGGAAAGUGAAAACUUUAGGUGGGAAUAUACGUAUUUACUAGAAGUUAUUUGCUAAAAUAAUGGAUUAUUUUAUUAAUUUUUUUGCAAUUUAAAUGAGUUUUGUUCAAAUAAACUUUUGUCUGCAAAUGCUCUACUGCUUUUAAUAAGCAAAAUUUUAGUGAUAUUAUGAAAUCUGAUCAAUUUGAGUGAUAGUAAUGUAGAAUUCCAGUCAUUAUGAAU